Messenger RNA from Athene cunicularia (burrowing owl), 2686 nucleotides. RefSeq names its product LHFPL tetraspan subfamily member 2 (gene LHFPL2). The coding region runs from base 469 to 1155 and encodes 228 amino acids. Lineage: Eukaryota; Metazoa; Chordata; Aves; Strigiformes; Strigidae. The record is from RefSeq and is a predicted model, not a curated record. The transcript has 5 exons. Gene Ontology annotation, cellular component: membrane.
GCUGAAAUGCUAGAUAAUUUAGCAGAGGUAUCCAGUUUGCAGAAAUGUGCAUGAGGUAUUGCCAGGCGUCUGAAGUGGUUGACCAAGCCCUGAGGACUUGGAUCAGUGUGGUGUGUGAUGUCAAACAGUGAGCAGUCCUUGCAGCCUCCCCCGCCAGCCUUUAGCAUCAUGUGCCAGUAUGAAUAUUAAGAAAGAAAAGUGUACUUCAGAGCUCAUUAUCCCAGAAAGAAAAAAGGACAAACUAAACGGAGAGAUCAAAUGACUGCACUGCUUGCAAAACUUGGGACUGUUCACUUUUUCUCCUGAGAAAUUUCGUCUUGGCCUUUAUGAGAGAGCUGAAAGAGCAGGCAGAGCAGCCACAGUGAUUUUCUUAGGAUCCUUUUUUUUCUUCUUUAAUUUAAUUUUUCCCCCCUUGUGCCUGGAUUUUAAGACUGUCAGCUGCACUGAUCACAAGCACUGGACAUCAAUAUGUGUCAUGUCAUUGUAACAUGCCGGUCAAUGCUAUGGACUCUCCUGAGUAUUGUGGUGGCUUUUGCAGAGCUCAUUGCUUUCAUGAGUGCAGACUGGCUGAUUGGCAAAGCAAAGCCUUCAAGCUCCGAGGAUGUGGACAACAGAGCAGGGGGGUCGCAGGAGCCUUACCAUCCAACAUUGGGCAUCUAUGGGCGCUGCACCAGAAUCUCCCACAUGCAGCUUUCUAGACGAGACACGCUUUGUGGUCCUUACGCCGAAAACUUCAAUGAGAUUGCCAGUGGGUUCUGGCAGGCAACCGCUAUUUUCCUAGCCGUGGGAAUCAUGAUUCUCUGUGCCGUGGCAUUUGUGUCUGUCUUUACUAUGUGUGUGCAGAGUAUUAUGAAGAAAAGCAUUUUUAAUGUCUGUGGGCUGCUACAAGGGAUUGCAGGCCUCUUCCUUAUCUUAGGCUUGAUACUUUACCCUGCAGGUUGGGGAUGCCAGAAAGCAAUAAGCUAUUGUGGACCUUAUGCUUCCGCUUACAAACUAGGAGACUGCUCCUUGGGCUGGGCUUUCUACACAGCUAUUGGUGGCACUAUUCUGACGUUCGUCUGUGCAGUCUUCUCGGCGCAAGCUGAAAUAGCCACAUCCAGUGACAAAGUGCAAGAAGAAAUUGAAGAAGGAAAAAACCUUAUCUGCCUCCUUUAAGUCCAGUGGGGAAAAAUACCAGUGCCUGGAUGUUAAUCUGCUUUCCAUUGACUGGGCAAGCAGAUUCACUUACCCGUUUCUACCAUCUGUGUGAUUGAGCCCCAUGCAUUCCAGGCCGGAACUACUGAAAUGGUCUUUCUUCCUUGCUGGGCAAUGAGGAUCAGAGAAAGGAUCCCAAAAGCAGAAUGUAAAUACUUGGGGAUUUUUUUAGUUUCAUUCUAUAUUCAGGAGACAGUGGUAUAUAUUAAUCUGACUGGGGAGAUGUGGAAUCAUGUGUAUUUAGCAGGAAUGUUUUUGUUAUAACUGACAAAUUCUGAUUGAUCAGAUUGCCUUACCCACCUUGGUCACUUUGAAGAAUUUGGAUUUAAAAUAAUAAAAGCCAGCACAUUUUCCUUUUUUUAUAUACAGAAGCCUAUUUUAAUUAGGCUUUCUUUCCAAGGGCCCCCCCCUUGCCUGUGAAUAUUUCACCACCACCUGAUUUGGUACCAUACUUUUCAUUGAGGUGCUUUUUGAUACUGAACUUCCUUAAAGUACAGUGCCUUCUCAGAUAGUAGGUAUAUGUUGGAGAGAGCAAAGCUGACGUGGUGCAGUUUACACCAAUCUUUAAACAUUAAAAAAAUUUAGUCCCUGCCAGGUUUCCUUGUCUUAAGCUUAUAGUGCAAGGUGUGUGCCAGUUGUUACUUAGAAGGUAAAUGGUUUUGCUUCCACUGACUAGACUGUGGCUUUCACCUGACAACAUUGUUUGAAAUAACUGUUGUUAAGAAAUAUUUCUACAGCCUUUAUUAAAAUGCUUGAAAUCCCAAGCAGAUAACAAGUCUACACUGCACAGCUGGGCAUUAUCUUGAAAAUGGCAACAGCCUGGCCUGGGCUGUAGCCUCUCCUGCAACUGCAGAUCACAUGUUGGACUCCAACAGUAUUAUUCUUUCUUUUGCCAGUGAAACCUCAUUCCUAGUCUACAGAUGGGUCUGUCUCAUGACCCAGAGCCACAUGAGUCCAUAAGAAAUUUACAUUUUUUAGGAAGUCUUGCCAAAUUCUACAUGGCUGGGAAGACAGUUUUACUUUUUUUAAAAAACCGCAUGUAGUACGGACCCCUUUCCAACUAAAUCAGCAGAAAUUAAAGAGGGCUUGCCACAAAUGACAUUCCUUUCUGAAAGGCAGUUGGUUGUAUUACUUGUAGUGUUGCAUCACUUACUAGAACUACUCCUGAAAACAAAUUUUAAAGGUAUUUUGAAAAACAAAGGAGGGAUGCAACAGUGCCAUAGGAGCAUGGGGGAUAAUUCAUCUGAAAAGUAGUUCUAAUGAAAUACUAAGUGAAUUUUAGACUCUUCUUACUUCUUGGUAGUUUAGCAUCAUCCAGUGACAGUGUUGCUCUGUCACUUCACUGUGUAAUAUGGAGCAGAAGUUCUUGUUUAUGCCUGGCCCGUUCCUUGAAGUGUGCCACUAGUUAUCUAUAGGCAUUCAAAAACGGUUGUCACCGUGCAGGUAGAUGGCCGGUUUCGGCACGCUGCUCACGGCGCUCGCAGUCCGAGAG